AUGUCGGCCGCUCAGGAAGAGUUCACUGAGCUCAUGAGAGACAAGGAUCGGAGGACAAGGCAUCCAGAUGACGAUAACGGCGACGACGGCAGGUCAUUCCUCAACCUAUCAGAAGAUGACGAGCCCACGCCUUCAUCUUCACGUUACCCCGACAUGGACGCCCCCAGACCCAGCAUGAGCAGUGCACGAAGCACAAUUCCAAUGAAGAGAUAUGGAGCCAACACUGGCCCCAAGGGUGUCAUAUCCGAUGCGCAAGACUUCAGAGAUUCUCGACGCAGCCAGAGAAUGUCCAUGCGGAAUUCGCCCAGUCUCGUAGCCAACACCCAGACGCUGUCAUUGAAAGAUCGAGCCGCGCCAGAGAAGGUUGAAGAAGAGGACGAGGAAGAUCUGGAAGACGACGAUUUCAUGCAGUCGUGGAGGCAGAGUAGAUUGAAAGAGAUGCAGAAUGGUCCACGGGAGAGCAACAUGCACCGGAACGGACAACAGAGGAGACUGUUUGGCGGUCUGACCACAGUGGACGGAGAUGGAUACCUUGAUGCUGUGGACAAUUCGGGCUCCGAUACAGUGGUGGUGGUGUACAUUUUUGACGACUACUCUCAAGUCAGCGAUCUGAUCGAGCGGUGCAUACGAACAUUGGCGAGCAAACACCAGGACACACGAUUCGUGAAGCUGCACUAUGAAGAUGCGCAAAUGGAGCCGGCUGGUGUUCCUGCGGUCAUUGCAUACAGAGGCGGCGACAAGUUUGCAGGUUUGGUUCCAGUCAUCGAUGAGAUCCCAGACGAUGCUGAGCUGAGCGCACUCACUCUUGAGACGGUCAUGAAGAGGCACCAAAUCCUGGUUUGA
Messenger RNA from Zasmidium cellare ATCC 36951, 843 nucleotides. RefSeq lists its product as uncharacterized. The record is from RefSeq and is a predicted model, not a curated record. Gene Ontology annotation, biological process: regulation of G protein-coupled receptor signaling pathway. Lineage: Eukaryota; Fungi; Ascomycota; Dothideomycetes; Mycosphaerellales; Mycosphaerellaceae. The transcript has 3 exons. Bases 1 to 843 code for a protein of 280 amino acids.